GAAGUGCGUCAUGCAGAGGCGCCGAGGCGCUCGUUUGGCGCGCGCGCCCUAAGCUGCGGGUCUGAGUUAGGGUCUUGGGUUUUCUCUUCUUUCUCCUUGGUUCUUGACUAUUUCCGGACGCUGGUGUCUCCGAACUUCGACAUGCCGUCUUCUUUACUAGGCUCGGCGAUGCCGGCCUCCACGUCGGCCUCAGCCCUGCAGGAAGCUCUGGAAAAUGCAGGGCGGCUCAUCGACCGUCAGUUGCAAGAAGACCGCAUGUACCCGGACCUUUCCGAGCUUCUCAUGGUGUCUGCCCCAAAUAAUCCCACUGUUUCCGGCAUGUCAGAUAUGGAUUAUCCUCUACAAGGACCUGGUUUGCUGUCGGUACCCAACCUUCCAGAGAUCAGUUCCAUCCGAAGGGUUCCUCUCCCACCUGAACUUGUUGAACAGUUUGGACAUAUGCAGUGUAACUGCAUGAUGGGUGUGUUCCCUCCUAUCAGCAGAGCUUGGCUCACAAUUGACAGUGACAUAUUCAUGUGGAACUAUGAAGAUGGAGGAGACCUUGCCUAUUUUGAUGGACUUAGUGAGACUAUUCUUGCUGUGGGGCUUGUGAAACCAAAAGCUGGCAUCUUUCAACCUCAUGUACGGCACCUGCUGGUUUUGGCAACCCCUGUGGAUAUAGUGAUUCUUGGACUUAGCUAUGCUAAUUUACAAACAGGUUCUGGAGUUCUUAAUGACAGUAUGUGUGGUGGAAUGCAGUUGCUUCCAGAUCCCUUAUAUUCUCUUCCCACUGAUAAUACUUACCUUUUAACAAUAACUUCCACUGAUAAUGGCAGAAUUUUCUUGGCUGGAAAGGACGGCUGUUUAUAUGAAGUAGCAUACCAAGCAGAAGCAGGUUGGUUUAGCCAAAGAUGUAGGAAAAUAAACCACUCAAAGAGUGCACUUUCUUUCCUUGUUCCUUCAUUGCUACAGUUUACAUUCUCAGAAGAUGAUCCUAUUCUUCAAAUUGCAAUUGAUAAUUCUAGAAAUAUUUUAUAUACACGAUCUGAGAAAGGAGUAAUACAGGUUUAUGAUUUGGGCCACGAUGGACAAGGAAUGAGCAGAGUUGCCUCAGUUUCGCAGAAUUCUAUUGUCUCUGCUGCUGGAAACAUUGCUAGGACCAUAGAUCGUUCUGUUUUUAAGCCAAUUGUUCAAAUAGCAGUGAUUGAAAAUUCUGAAUCGCUGGAUUGUCAGUUACUGGCAGUCACACAUGCAGGUGUAAGGUUAUAUUUCAGCACUUGUCCAUUCAGACAGCCAUUAGCACGACCUAACACAUUGACACUGGUUCACGUUCGCUUACCUCCUGGAUUCUCAGCAUCUUCAACAGUGGAAAAACCUUCAAAAGUACAUAAAGCACUUUACAGUAAAGGUAUUCUACUGAUGGCAGCCUCAGAAAAUGAAGAUAAUGACAUUUUGUGGUGUGUUAACCAUGAUACAUUUCCUUUCCAAAAGCCAAUGAUGGAAACCCAGAUGACAACCCGUGUUGAUGGUCAUUCAUGGGCUCUCUCUGCAAUAGAUGAAUUGAAAGUAGAUAAAAUUAUUACACCCUUAAAUAAGGAUCAUAUUCCCAUAACUGACUCACCAGUUGUGGUACAGCAGCACAUGUUGCCUCCAAAGAAAUUUGUUCUCCUCUCAGCACAGGGGAGUCUUAUGUUUCAUAAACUUAGACCUGUAGAUCAACUGAGGCAUCUACUUGUGAGUAAUGUGGGUGGAGAUGGAGAAGAAAUUGAAAGGUUCUUUAAAUUACAUCAGGAAGACCAGGCUUGUGCAACUUGCCUUAUCCUUGCUUGUUCCACUGCUGCUUGUGACAGAGAAGUAUCUGCAUGGGCUACUCGGGCUUUCUUCAGGUAUGGUGGUGAAGCACAGAUGAGAUUUCCAACCACUCUCCCUGCUCCAAGUAACGUGGGUCCCAUCUUAGGGUCUCCUGUCUACGCUAGUUCUCCUAUUCCUAGUACUAGUUCAUACCCAAAUCCAACAUUUCUGGGAACACCAUCUCAAGGUAUACACCCUCCUGCCAUGUCAACACCAGUGUGUGCUUCAGGAAAUCCAGCAACUCAGGCCGCAAGUAUGACUUGUAUGGCUGCACCAGAGAUCGUGUACUCUGGAAAACACAAUGGUAUUUGCAUCUACUUUUCUCGAAUCAUGGGAAAUAUCUGGGAUGCUAGUUUAGUUGUGGAGAGAGUAUUCAAGAGUGGCAGCAGAGAGAUCACCGCAAUUGAAAGUAGCGUUCCCUCCCAGCUGCUGGAGUCAGUGCUACAAGAACUAAAAGGUUUGCAAGAAUUUCUAGACAGAAACUCCCAAUUUGCAGGAGGACCAUUAGGAAAUCCAAAUACAACUGCCAAAGUGCAGCAGAGGCUGAUAGGAUUCAUGCGUCCUGAAAAUGGAAAUACCCAGCAAAUGCAGCAGGAGCUGCAGAGGAAGUUUCAUGAGGCUCAGCUGAGUGAAAAGGUUUCACUUCAGGCAAUCCAGCAGUUGGUUCGAAAAUCAUACCAGGCUCUGGCUUUAUGGAAACUUCUUUGUGAACAUCAGUUCACUGUCAUUGUAGGAGAACUUCAGAAGGAAUUUCAGGAGCAGCUAAAAAUCACCACAUUUAAAGAUCUGGUCAUCAGGGACAAGGAACUGACUGGGGCAUUAAUUGCUUCUCUUAUCAACUGCUACAUCAGAGAUAAUGCUGCUGUUGAUGGCAUUAGUUUACACUUACAGGACAUCUGCCCCCUUCUGUAUAGCACUGAUGAUGCAGUUUGCUCUAAGGCAAAUGAACUUCUGCAGCGUUCCCGACAAGUUCAAAAUAAGAUUGAAAAGGAAAGAAUGUUAAGGGAAUCCUUAAAGGAAUAUCAAAAAAUCAGCAAUCAAGUGGACCUUUCCAAUGUUUGUGCUCAGUAUAGACAAGUCCGUUUUUAUGAGGGUGUGGUGGAGCUCUCUCUUACUGCUGCAGAAAAAAAAGAUCCUCAGGGUCUUGGACUUCAUUUCUAUAAACAUGGAGAACCAGAAGAAGACCUUGUGGGCCUGCAGGCUUUCCAAGAAAGAUUAAACAGUUACAAGUGUAUUACAGACACGCUUCAAGAACUGGUAAAUCAAAGUAAGGCUGCUCCUCAGUCUCCCAGUGUACCCAAAAAACCUGGGCCUCCAGUACUGUCAUCUGACCCCAAUAUGCUGAGUAAUGAAGAAGCAGGACAUCAUUUUGAACAAAUGCUUAAACUGUCUCAACGAUCCAAAGAUGAGCUCUUUAGUAUCGCCCUUUAUAAUUGGCUAAUACAAGCUGAUCUUGCAGAUAAGCUAUUGCAGAUUGCUUCUCCAUUUCUGGAGCCACAUCUAGUCCGAAUGGCCAAAGUUGAUCAAAACAAAGUUCGUUAUAUGGAUUUACUGUGGAGAUAUUAUGAAAAGAACAGAAGCUUUAGUAAUGCUGCUCGUGUACUGUCCAAAUUGGCUGACAUGCAUAGCACAGAAAUUUCACUUCAGCAGCGACUAGAGUACAUCGCUCGAGCCAUUCUUAGUGCCAAAAGUUCCACUGCCAUUUCAUCAAUAGCCGCAGAUGGUGAAUUCCUUCAUGAAUUAGAAGAAAAAAUGGAAGUUGCUAGGAUCCAACUUCAGAUACAAGAGACACUACAAAGGCAAUAUUCCCAUCAUUCUUCUGUACAGGAUGCAAUUUCUCAGCUGGAUUCCGAACUAAUGGACAUAACUAAGCUUUAUGGGGAAUUUGCUGACCCAUUUAAACUUGCAGAGUGUAAGCUUGCAAUAAUUCAUUGUGCUGGUUAUUCGGACCCUAUAUUGGUGCAGACACUUUGGCAAGAUAUCAUAGAGAAAGAAUUGAAUGAAAGUGUGACGUUGAGCUCCCCGGAUAGAAUGCAUGCUCUUAGUCUCAAGGUUGUGCUCCUUGGCAAAAUUUAUGCUGGCACACCUCGCUUCUUUCCUUUAGAUUUUAUUGUGCAGUUUUUAGAACAGCAAGUUUGUACUUUGAACUGGGAUGUAGGUUUUGUAAUACAGACAAUGAAUGAAAUUGGAGUGCCAUUACCUAGGCUACUGGAAGUAUAUGAUCAUUUGUUCAAGUCACGGGAUCCAUUCUGGAACAGAAUGAAGAAGCCACUGCACCUUUUGGAUUGCAUACAUGUGCUAUUGGCAAGAUAUGUUGAGAAUCCUAGCCAAGUUUUAAAUUGUGAGAGGAGAAGAUUUACAAAUCUGUCCCUGGAUGCUAUCUGUGGUUAUCUGGUUGAGCUUCAGUCUAUGAGCUCGUCAGUAGCAGUACAAACCAUCACAGGAAAUUUUAAAUCUCUUCAGGCUAAACUCGAACGGCUUCAUUAAUAUUAUAAUGUAUUUUCAUCUAUGCAUUUUGAUCUGUAAAAUAAAAGCUCAGCUGUCCAGAUA
This is a messenger RNA of Herpailurus yagouaroundi (jaguarundi), 4380 nucleotides long. It is a transcript of the gene NUP155, whose product is annotated as nucleoporin 155. The transcript is spliced from 35 exons. Gene Ontology annotation, molecular function: structural constituent of nuclear pore. Gene Ontology annotation, biological process: protein localization to nuclear inner membrane; RNA export from nucleus; protein import into nucleus. Lineage: Eukaryota; Metazoa; Chordata; Mammalia; Carnivora; Felidae. Gene Ontology annotation, cellular component: nuclear pore; nuclear pore inner ring. Bases 142 to 4317 code for a protein of 1391 amino acids. The record is from RefSeq and is a predicted model, not a curated record.